AUGUCAAAAAAUAAUACAACUAUCAACCUUACUAUAAAUUAAUUGAAAGAUUAAUGGAAAAAAAGCUGUAAGAAUGAGAUUGUGCCUCAAUUUGUACGUCAACCAUCAAUAAAUCAAAUAAGAAUUUCCAAAAAUAAUAGAUCUUCAAAUUAUGGCACUUCCCCUAUUAAGUUAUCAACUGAAUAAAUUUAAGCACCUAAAACCUUGAAGCAAGACAAUUUUUCAUUAGAAUCCACAAUUUCAAUCAGUAGUUAAAUUUUUAAAGUCGAUUCACACAUUGAGAGCAAGUAGAUUUAACCAACUCCUUAAAUAAAAAUGAUUAUGAACUAAGAACAUUCUCAUAUUAACGUUACGACAAUAAUGAAAAUAGAAGAUGAAUCAAAUUCUAAAGAAUAAAUAUAAAUUAGUAAUGUGUAAACAGGGUUGUCAUAAUUUCGUAUUAUAAACAUCUCAAAUGAUAUCGAAAAUCCUAUUAACUGCUUGGAUUUAUAGUUUCAGCCCGUAGUUUUUCAGAGCUCUAUCUAAUAGCACACAUUUUAGAAAAAAGCCGAAAGCAACAAAAUAACACAUAAAAUGUAUAUGAUGUAAAAAUUAAAUAAAUUCAAAAAGGAUGAAAUGAACAAGAAAAUAAUUAAACACGAUCCUUUGAAGCAAUCAUCUUCAUUAAAACCUGAAUUAUAACUGAAAAUAGUGGCUUCAUAAUCAUUAACUUAGAUUAAGAAGAAUCCAAUUCAAUAGGAGAAAGUGUAAGAUCAACAAGAAAAUAAAUUAGAUUACGAGUUCUAAAAAUCAACAAUGUCAAAUGAAAUUUACAGUUUUGUCAGUGCAGUUGUUUAACCAAAAAUCUAAAAUUUCAGACAACCAUUAUAGUAAGAUUAGGAUAACUAAAGCGUGUAAAAAUUGAAUUUCCAAACAGAAGCUACCCAUGAGAUUAAAUAGUAUUUCGUUCAAACUUUUCCUACUCCUCCCCUAAAGUUGUAAAGACUGAAAAUGGAAACUGUAAAUAUGUAAUAAAAUUCUCUGGAUGAAAAUAAUAAAUUGUUAAAAGAUCAACCAACUAAAGAAAGUAUUUAAACAAAAACUUAACCAAUGAAAUUAAAAUAAGAUUUGCUUAAAAAGGAUUAAAUUCCUUUAUUUUAAUUGUUCAUUCUGAUUGGAGAUGGAAAGAUAAAUGAAAAAAAAGUGAAAUGGGGAGAUUAAAUUCCAAUCAAGAAUUGUCCUUUAUCCACUCUUAAUUCUAAUGCUAUGAAAUCUGAUUAAAUUGAUUCAAGUGUUGUUAAAGUUUGCCUAUCUCAAAAUAUACUUUAAGAUCGUAAGAUAAAUUUAGACGAUUAAAGUAAAUAGACUUUUUAAACCAAAUCAAUUAAGCUUUCUUUUUUGAUAAAGGAUUAUGAUGAUAAAGCAAAUUAAGCUAUCAAGUGUAUGAUAAUUCCUUUACAAUUUAAUGAGAACUUAUUGAAAGUGAAUUAUGAGAUCGUAUAACCUAAAGAAAAACCUCAAUAUCCAACCCUUCUUCAAAUGAAUAGAAUGAAGAUUGAAAAGAUAAAGGAGUUAAUAACUGAAGGGAAAACUUCAAGAACAGCUUUUAAAAUCAAGUAAUUCUAAAAACAUGAUUCUAAUGGAAUUCAAAUUAGAUAAGUUACGGAAACAAAUGGUUCUGAAAAAAAAUAUGUAUAGCAUGGAAGUUUAAUUUUGGAAGAAUCAAAGGAAAUUUAGGUUUCAUAAAGAUGCUCUAGUAUUGAUAAAGCAACAUCAAAGAUUAAAACCAGUAAAAACUAAUUUUCAAUUCUAAAUAGAUUCUAAAAAAUAAAAUAUUUAGGAAGGGGUAAUGUUAGUGAUGCUUAUUCAGUGUUUGAUUAGUAAACAGGCAUGGCUCUAGCUUUGAAAACAAUCUAAAAGUCAUUAAUUUAAAGUAAAGGUAUCAGUACAUUGAUAUCUAAUGAAAUUAAAACACAAAUGGUGUUGAAUCACCCUAAUAUUUUGAAAUGCUAUGGGAUAAUAGGUGACAACAAAUAGAUUGCUUUAAUCUUGGAAUUGAGUGAUUAUACAUUAUACAAUUUGAUUCGACAAAAAACAAUUAAUAGAAAAGAAAUGAUUGAUAUUUUACAUUAGGUAAUAGGUGCUGUUAACCAUUUGCAUAAAAAUGGUAUAAUCCAUAGGGAUAUAAAGCCGGAGAAUAUAUUAAUUUCAUAAAACGUAAUCAAAUUGGCUGACUUGGGUAUUUCAAUAAGGGCAUACUCUUGCUCAUAAUAUUGUGGUACUCAAGGAUAUAUGGCCCCAGAAAUCAAAUUACAUGAAAAAUACACUUCGAAAGUAGAUUGUUACAGCAUAGGUGUUUUGAUAUAUGAAAUGCUCUAUAAAAAAUUGCCUUUGCAAACUUUAUACCCAAUAAAAAAUGCUAAGAAUGAUUUAUUGAUUGAUUUGAUGAAUAAUUUAAUAGAGCCAAAUCAAGAUUUAAGAUACUCUUGUUCUUAAGCUCUAGAUCAUGAAAUUUUUAACUAGCUGAUUUACCCGUAAUUAAUAUAAACCUCAAUACUAAACAAUCUUAAGAAAUUACUGUGA
Paramecium tetraurelia is the source of this 2562-nucleotide messenger RNA. RefSeq lists its product as uncharacterized. Gene Ontology annotation, molecular function: ATP binding; protein kinase activity. The transcript is spliced from 2 exons. Gene Ontology annotation, biological process: mitotic cell cycle; regulation of cytokinesis; protein phosphorylation. Lineage: Eukaryota; Ciliophora; Oligohymenophorea; Peniculida; Parameciidae. Gene Ontology annotation, cellular component: spindle pole; centrosome; cytoplasm. The record is from RefSeq and is a predicted model, not a curated record.